Caenorhabditis elegans is the source of this 1388-nucleotide messenger RNA. It is a transcript of the gene chil-27, whose product is annotated as GH18 domain-containing protein. Lineage: Eukaryota; Metazoa; Nematoda; Chromadorea; Rhabditida; Rhabditidae. The record is from RefSeq and is marked reviewed. The transcript has 6 exons. Gene Ontology annotation, biological process: carbohydrate metabolic process. The coding region runs from base 5 to 1228 and encodes 407 amino acids.
AAAAAUGUCUACGCCGAAGAAUUAUAUAAAAAUUUCAAUAGAUGAGAAAAAUGACAGAAGAGACAACGUCACUGCAAAUGAAAAUUGUUCCAGAAAUAGAAUAAAAAAAGGAAUUUUUGUUUUAAUUGGUAUUUGUGUAGUUUUUGCAUUUGCAAAUAAUGCCAUGGGACAUCCUGCAAAAGAAAAUGAUGAAUCAUCUUCAGAAAUUCCACCAAUAGAAAAUGAUAUAGCUUCAACUACCCAAAUAAUUCCAACUGUACCAUUAUUAACGGAUUCAUCAGGCUCUGAAAAACCACCUGACAAAGUGACUUUUGUCCUCUUCGCAGCUGAUCGUAUAGGAUUUGAUGGAAGCGUAGAGGUGGAUCAUUCAUCGCGCACAUUUUCAAAAUUAAAGGAAAAAUCGAAAAUAGAGAGCUCACAUUUUAAGAAACUUUUAUCAAUUGGUGGACGAUCCAAUACACAAUUUUUGCCACUUGUUAUUGCGGAUCCCAGAAGGAAAAGAAGAUUUUUCAAGUCCAUCAUUUCGAUUCUUGAGGAAUAUCAACUAGAUGGAGUUGAUUUACUUUGGAAGUGGGCCAAAAACUCAAACACAAAGAAAUGUUCUCGGUUUCUUUGUGAAUUGAAACAAAAGCUAAAAGAACGAAAGAAAAAUUAUGUGCUCUCUGUGCAAAUUCUGCCUGAUGAGCCAUCGAGUUGGGAGCUGUUCAAUCCUGCAAAUGGGUCACCUCUCAAUAUUCAAGUGGAGGACUGCAACACCGGACCAGAUACAGAAGUCGUGGAGCCGAGUGACUCAGAACUGGAAUCUACCGAAAAUAACUCAAAGAAACUUACCGUCGACAUUUUCAAAUUUUGUUAUAUUACAUCGGAUGGAAAUCUUCAAUUUGAGGAUGAGAUUGCUAUGAAAUUAUUUUUAAAGUUAAAGGAGCAAGCUAGAUCGGAAAAUUUGAAACUGGAAUUGAUAUUUAAAAUUGAUGGGCGCACGAAUACAUUCUUAUUUUCCUCUGUUAUACUGGCUCAUGAUAAGAAAAGAAAAUUCAUUAAUUCUGUCAUCUCGUUUCUAAAAGAAUAUCGGCUUGGUAACUCGGACUUAAUUUGGAAAUCGACAAGGAGUUCCUUCAGAGUAGAAUAUUUUCGGUUUCUUGAUGAAUUUAAAUCAGAGAUUAAAGAAAGAAAGAGAAAUUAUAUUUUAUCGAAAGUUGUACGGCCACCACUAGGAUUCUCAUUGUAAAUUUUUGUGUUAUUAGUUUUAAUUAUUUGAUCUCUUUAUCAAGCUUUAUCGAUUCAUGAGUAAUGUAUAUUCUGAUAUUUUGAUAUUUUCCUUUUUAUGAACUACAACCAAAUAUUUAUCUCGUUUCCAAAAAUAUUGAUUUAAUGAAAUUUGCAAUAAA